Molecule: messenger RNA, 549 nt
Organism: Beauveria bassiana ARSEF 2860
Lineage: Eukaryota; Fungi; Ascomycota; Sordariomycetes; Hypocreales; Cordycipitaceae
Product: nitrogen assimilation transcription factor nirA
Exons: 4
Coding region: 1-549 (182 amino acids)
Source: RefSeq, a predicted model, not a curated record
AUGAGUCUGCACAAUGUACGCGAGGAAGACUGCGCCAUUGAGCCUAAUGUCCUCACAAAAACGUUCUGGGGAACAUUUACACUCAACCACGCAUGGGCGAUGGUGAAGGGUGAGCUGCCACACUGCCUGCCUGCACUGCACUGCCCACCCAUGCCAGUAAUUUCUACCGACUUUGAGACGUCAUCGUGGGCCCCAUAUGCGGACGGCGAUUGGUAUGACCAGCUGCCAGAGGUCAUGCGACUAGGUCACAAUUCAACGCCUGCGUUUGUACUAUCACCUCUCUGUUCUUCUACUCUUUCGACCGUUCUUGCGAGUCCGUCUCAUUGGUUCAGGGAUUCUUCCUCUGGAAUUCUGUUCCGGGCAGCCGAUGCCAUGCAGCGCCCAGUCGGCUCCUACUCAAAGCUCUAUACCUUGCGCAGGGCACCGACUUUCAUGCCUUUCUUCAAUUUUGCGUCAGCUACAAUUUAUCAGGCUACUUCUACCAUGAUUACGGAGCUGGAUCAUAGCAAGGUAUCUGUCUCGCCAACUCCAGACGUCAAUGAAACAUGA